Messenger RNA from Penaeus indicus, 1557 nucleotides. RefSeq names its product doublesex- and mab-3-related transcription factor A2-like. Gene Ontology annotation, biological process: sex differentiation; regulation of transcription by RNA polymerase II. Gene Ontology annotation, cellular component: nucleus. Gene Ontology annotation, molecular function: RNA polymerase II cis-regulatory region sequence-specific DNA binding; DNA-binding transcription factor activity, RNA polymerase II-specific. The transcript has 4 exons. NCBI's taxonomy places the organism in Eukaryota, Metazoa, Arthropoda, Malacostraca, Decapoda, Penaeidae. The record is from RefSeq and is a predicted model, not a curated record. Bases 1 to 1557 code for a protein of 518 amino acids.
AUGAACGGCAGCGGCGGCGGUGGCGGUGCCCUCGGCUACCCCACCACGGAGAAGGGCGCGCGGAAGCCCAAGUGCGCCCGCUGCAGGAACCACGGUAUGAUCAGCUGGCUCAAGGGACACAAACGCCAUUGCAAGUUCAAGGAUUGCACGUGUGCGCGAUGCAACCUCAUCGCCGAGCGCCAGAGAGUGAUGGCAGCGCAGGUGGCCCUCAAGAGACAGCAAGCAGCCGAAGACGCCAUCGCCCUCACCCUCCGCGUCGCCGCCACCGGCACGACCUGCCCCUUCCUCCCUCAGGGCCCCAUCUACGGCCUCCCCGUCACUGAGCCACACAUCAAGGGUCGUGAGUAUGUCUACUUAGUAUCUAUUAACUCGUACGCUGUCAGGUCACACUUGAACUACUUAGUGUCAACUGUCGACCUCAAGCAAGGGUCGAGUGGUGGCGUCGACGCUGACGGCGAGGUGGAAGGCGCCCUGGCGGAGGACGACUGCAGCAGCGACGUGAGCGUGUCGUCGCCCGGGCUCGUCGCGUCGCCCGCCAUGUCGCCCACCUCUACCUCAGGCUCCACGCUGCCCGACGACGAAGGGGCCACCGCCGCCGCUGCCGCCGCCGCCGCAGCCGCCGCUGCCGCCGUCUCCCGCACGCCGCCUAGCCUACCCGUCCACACCUCCGCCCACGUCACCGCCCACGUAACGUCGCACGUCACCACGCACGUCGCCAGCCACGUCACGGGCUCGCACAUCUCGCACCUGGCGGCGUCCACAAAGGCGCCGCAGGAGCCCUCCGCCGCGGAGGUCCCUGCCACGCCCGCCGUGCCACAGCAGGCCGCCAGCGCCGGCCCGGGCGUCGACAGCCAAAGGCCCGCCGAGGGCCGCGCGGAGCCGCCCGCGAGUCGCGAAGCCACGACGUCCAUGGAGUGCGAGAGCACGGCGGAGAUGCGCAAGGAGGACGCGGCCGGCGGCCUGGACGGCGUGGACAUCCUCAUGAGGAUCUUCCCCGGCGAGCGGCGCGGCGUCCUCGAGCUGGUCCUGGCGGGCUGCGGCGGCGACCUCCUGCGGGCGAUCGAGCACUUCCUGUCCGUGGGCGAGGUGAUGCGCCGCCCGUCCCCGGGGGUCGGCCUGCCUCGCGCCCUCCACGACCCGCCCAUGCAGCCCAUGUCUCCGCCCAAGCCGAGCCUCGGCAGCGCCAAGUCGGCCUUCACGCCGCUCUCGAGCGCCAGCCUGCCUCCGCCGGCGCACCAGAGCUCGUACCUCGGGCCGGGCGUCCCCCGCGCCUCGCUCUACGGCGACACACGCUUCGCCCCCCCUCUCCUGCCCAUCUCGUACCCGCCUCUGCUGCCCCCGCUGCUGCCCUGCCUUCCCCCCCUCCCCCUCCACCGCCACUACCCCCACGACUCGUCGCCCGACCCCGCCGAGCUCCCGGACCCCAUCCGAGGCCGCGACCCCGUCGCCGACUACAGCGUCCGCCACGACCUGCUGGUCCGCCCCGACCUCCGCCUCAACCUCGACCUCCGACCUGACCUCCGGCUGCGCUCACCCGCCGCCGAGGACAGCGCCUGA